CUCGAACAGAUCUAUUCCCUUCCCUUCCCUUCCCUUCCCUUCCCUUCCCUGUAGAAUCAUCGAACUCCAUCUCCAACCCCUGCCUGCCCUUGUUCUCCUUCUUUCUCGAAUCAUAAUUUGUUGGAGAGAAGAAGAUGGUGAAAGUGGCGACGUUCUUUGCAAUGUCAUUGGGCGCCUUCGUAUUCUGGCAGUCAAUGGAUAAACUCCAUGUUUGGAUCGCUCUCCGUCAAGACGAAAAGAAAGAGAGAUUGGAAAGAGAAGCUGAGAUCAGAAGAGUUAGAGAAGAGCUACUGCAACAAGCGAAACAGAAGGACUCUCUUGCUUGACUUUCCCCUACCUUCUGUUGCUGCUAUCGGUAUCAAAUUGAUAAGUUGAGAUUUUUAUGAGUAUUGAUUCUCUGUUCUAGAACAAUGAUAAUGGGCUGGCUUAUAAAUUGUUGAUUACUCAUCUCAUUAACUUCCCUGGUUAUCAAAUUGUAAACAAUGCUCAUUUCAAUUUGGAGCUUUGCCUUUUGAAUAAUUGAAUUUUUCAUCGACUUGACUCA
Cucurbita pepo subsp. pepo (vegetable marrow) is the source of this 544-nucleotide messenger RNA. RefSeq lists its product as uncharacterized. Gene Ontology annotation, cellular component: respiratory chain complex I. Lineage: Eukaryota; Viridiplantae; Streptophyta; Magnoliopsida; Cucurbitales; Cucurbitaceae. The record is from RefSeq and is a predicted model, not a curated record.